This is a messenger RNA of Moneuplotes crassus, 5295 nucleotides long. Lineage: Eukaryota; Ciliophora; Spirotrichea; Euplotida; Euplotidae. The record is from the annotation of a GenBank genome assembly.
AUGCUCCCUAAGCUUUGAAGGAGUUCUGAUUAUUUUGUGGAUGCCUUUAGUGCCAAAAACAUUGAACUUGGAACACAAGAGUUUCCAUAUCGUUCUUUCACUUCACUAGCCUCUGAGGUUCUAAAUAUCCAUUCUAAUACCGAAAGAACUUUAAGAAUAUUUACGAACGAUUGCUAUAUCAAAGAUAACGAAAUAUUGUUGAUCAACAUCACAAAUGUGAUCCUAAUGCCUCUACCUGAUUAUAAUAUCUUUGAGCAUUAUAAUCUUUCCAAAAAAUCCCCUCAAAAACCUCUGCUGGUGCCAACACACUUCGAACAGCAUGGAAUCUCUGAAAAAGCUCUAUUCCACAUUCUCUCUCAUGCAGAUAUGCAGGUUGAUAAAGUCCUUGCUGAAAGUAAAUUCUCUACAUAUGAGAAGGAUAAGUUAUCAGCCUAUACUUCUACUAUAAAACCACUAAGGACCUCAUUAGAGAUUAUGGGAGUUGACUUUUAUCGAGAAGAGAUUGAUUAUAACCAGAAGAACAAAUUGAUCACCCCUAUUUAUGCACAAGACAGACUCCUUAAGAUAGUGAACACUGACAUCAACAUCACUGGAGAAAUAGUGAUCACUAACGAUCCAAUAAAUGUUCAUUUUGAGAACAUCACAGUUGAAGGGUAUAGCCUCAGAAGUCUGUUUGAUGACAACCCUGUGGUCUACAACUACCCUGAAGCCUUUGUUCGUCCAAGUUUUUAUGCGAAGAACAUCAGCUAUGUCAUUUACAAAGACAGGACAACUAUUAGAAACACUGACAUAUUCUUGUUCACUGGACCCGCUAAUGUGACUAUUGAGAAUAUUGAUAUUGGCAGAUUCUAUUCAACAGCUGCAGAUUAUACAUCAGCAAUCAGCUGCUUUAUAAGUCCUCAAUGAAUUCCAGAAGAUGAGGAGUCCCAAAUUUAUGAUGUCAACGGGUACAAGAGCAGAUUUGUGUUUGAUGGGCACAAAGAUCGCACUUUUGGAAAUUUAUUCUUCAUUUAUCAACCUCAUUACAGAAAUUACGAAGUAAAUUUUACAAACUUUGAUAUGAGAGGACUCCACAUUUAUCAGCCUUUUACAGUAAUUCCAAUUGGAGCUACACCUAUCGAUUCAUUCUAUAUUUCAAACGUAUUCAUAUCAAAUGCGACUGUCCUCGACGACUUCAUCGGCGUAGGGUGGGUAAAGAAAGCCAUUCUGACAAACGUUACCAUAGAAAAUGUUUUCGAUAAUAAUGGCAUAAUCACUUUGGUAGAGCCUUUAAAUGUAAUUGUGAGUGAUAUUAGUGUGAGGGAUUACACUGCAAAAUCUACAAAGACUUUAAGUGACUUUGAAAUAACAAGUCUACUUGAGACUGAGAUCAGCAUAAACCGACUUUUCCUGUCCAACUGCAUUUUUAGAGGAGCUCCUUUUAUAGACACCAAUCAGAGAUUACAGAAAUUCGAACUCACUAAUGGAUUCUUUCAGGGAAUUCAAAAUGCAGGCCAAGUCCCAAUAAUGCAUUUGAGAUCAGUAUCCUCGCUUGCUAUCAUGAAUCACACAUUUGAGAAUGUGUCAAUCCCUGAAGGAGAUGAACCCCUGAACUACUUCAUCGACAUUGUACAGUUGAAACUUGAAGAAGACAGUGAAACAAUACUUGAAGAUAUUUCGUUUGAUAACGCAGACAUCUCCUUCAUUAAUGUAAAGACCAUUACAUCUGUAAAUGCUGAGAGUAACAUUGUUGUCAACAACCUGGCAGUUAUGAAUACUUACUUCCAGACUUCUCGGUCAAUAAUAUCUACUCAUGGGUUUGAAGUACCAACGAAUUGCCACCUGGUUUUCGAAAACUUUACAGCUUCUAACAUUAGCUUCAAGACAAAAGGGGAGCUUUUCAAUUUCAAACAUUACUUGCUGAAUCCUGUGGUCAUCAGGAAUUCUGUGUUUGAGGACUUAUCGUCAGCAAGCAUUGUGAUGAACGUGAUCAGACCAUCAAACUCAAGCAUGUCAAGCAAAGUGAGGUUCGAAAGUUGCCAAUUCACGAAGAUCCAGAACCCUCAGAGAUCUUUCAUUGACUCUCCGUCUAAUGGAUACUUUGAGAUUGCCUCAAGCAACUUCUCUGAGAUAUCAUCCAUCAAUGAUUUCUCAGGAGUCCUGCAUCUUUCAUCAAGAUCUCAUGUAUUCUUCUCUGAUUGAAUUUUUACGAAUAAUUCAGCAAUAUCUUCGGGUUUAUUUAAAGCUGACAGAGAGAGCAACCUCACCUGAGUUAAUUGCAAGAUCUACAAUAACUUUGCACUCAAAUAUGCUAUUUUUGAGGCUCAUACAGGCGGAAGAAUGCAAUUCGUAAAUACUGUAUUGAGCAAUAAUUAUGCCAUCCAACAUUCUAUUGGGAUUAUCCAAGAAACAGUGCAAAUGUCAGUCUUCUCCAACUGAACGAUCUUUGGGAACUCUUAUGCUACUCAAGCAGAAAUCAUCCAAGCUGUAAAUAAUCAGUGCAACAGAGUUUGAAUGUUGAGUAAUGAAUUAAAGCAGCACUUAGGUAAGUAUUGAAGAUUUCAUAUGUUAGCCACGAAUCUCAGUAUAGUUACUGUGACUGAACCGUCAAUAUUUUCGUUGGGUUUGAUUACAGGCUCGAUCCUAAUAAACUCAGAGACAGAAAUUUAUAACCAACCAUAUUUUGUUAACUCAUUUUUAUCAAAUGUUGAAUUUACAGGUCUAACUCUUCAUUCAAUCGAAUUUUCAGACAUUUACUCCUUCUUGUUAUCUUCAAAUGUGACAAUACAAAAUAGCUCAAUUUAUUCGGUAAAUUCUGCUAAUGAAGGAACUCUGCUCGAGACUUCUGAUUCUAGAAUCAUAAUAAACAACAUCACCUACUCUAAUUCUAAUGCAGCAUUUAUUGUAUCAUCCUCAGCAGAACUUUAUGUCAAAAGUCUUGUUUUGGACAAAAUUCAUGGUUCAGAAUCAUUGAUGGACAUUUACAGAUCUCCCAAGCUGAAGUUGGAAGAUAUCCAAUUAGCGGAUUAUUCUACUUCAACUAGCAGAGUUAUUUUCAUAGACAAAUGAGAACACCUCAUCAUACUGAACACAACUGUAGCAAACUACACAAAGACUUUGUUCGUAAUUCGGAACUCUUACGUCAGCCUCAUCGAGAACCUUCAUGUGACUGGAUAUUACAGAGCUCUUGAGGUUGUAAACAGUAAUAUCCAGCUGAUCAACCACUCAAGCUUCUCUCAAUGUGGAAGUGACCUGCUAAUUUAUGCUGGAGCAUUGUACAUUGAAGAAAGCAAUGCGACACUAUCAAAUACGAGCUUCGUUGAAAAUAAAGCAGUCUCAGGUGGAGCUAUUGCUUCUAUAUGCUCUACUCACAUUAACUGAAAUGUUAAGAUACAAAAUAGCAACUUCACAUCUAAUGUAGCAUCAGGAAAAGGAGGAUCAAUAUACUAUAGCUACAAACCUGCUGCUAUUGACGACCAUACAGUCUUUGCUGAUAAUUCAGCACCUUAUGGAGACAAUAUUGCAAGCUAUCCCGCUCAGAUUGGCUCUUUAGGAGGAAAUAUAUCAGAAAAAAUCGAAAUUGAUCUUGUUUCACCUGGAAUACCAAUUAUUCAAGAAAUAAAUGUUGCUUUGUAUGACGGAGAUGGCCAAAUAAUUACCAUGGAAAACUCAAGUCAGGUCAUUAUAACUCCUAAAUCUCAGGAUUCUUCUAUCAAAGGAAUCAGUUCAUUCAAACUUGUCAAUGGAACAACUAAAUUCACUGGUUUUACUCCUAUUUCUCAGCCUGCUUCUUCUCAAGUAAGGUAUGAGGUUUCAUCAAAAUCAAUAGUAAGAGAGAAAGUGACAAAAGCCUUCAAUUCUAAGAUCUCACCACUAGAGAUACUUAUAAAUUUCAGUUAUUGCAAGCCUGGAGAGCAAGUUAUUAAUGGACAGUGAUAUAAAUGCCCAGCUGGAACUUAUUCAUUUGAUUGGAACUCCACUCAAUGCCAUAAAUGUUUAGAUAAUGCUGAUUGUCUAGGAAAUCAGCAGAUGAAAGUAGCCAAAGGCUACUGGAGAAGAUCAACCAAUUCAACCACGUUGAUUGAAUGCUUCAUAAAAGAUGCAUGCAAAGGAGGAUACCACCCAGAAAAUGAGCAUCCUGUUCAAUGAGGAACUGGCUAUACCGGCAAACUGUGCUCAAAAUGUAAAAUUACUUCAGACCAGAAAUAUCAAAGAAUAAAUGAUUUUGAAUGAGAAGUAUGCCCAAAUCCGAUAUUUAAUGCAUUGAGAGUCAUUGGAUUGGUAAUAUUGAUAUUAGCCUUCUUCAUGGUCAUUAUUAUCGCCAAUAUCAGAAAGACUACUGAGAGUGAUUUUUCAAUUUUAUUAAGAAUUCUUACAAGUUAUCUCCAAAUCAUUACAACAUCAAUGUCAAUGACAACCAAGUACCCAUCGUCAAUGGCCAUCAUAUUUUUGCCUAUUGAAAGAAUUGGAGGAUCAUCUCAAACAUUUCUAUCCUUUGACUGAUUCAUUAACUUAAAUAAACCAUCCUAACCCCAACAAACCAAUUCUAGUGACGAGCCUCCCACUCUCCCAGUCCAACCCUCCACUCGCUUGACCCACGAACAUAGCCAACUUACCACCUAUCUGCCGACCCCAGUUCCAUAAGAAUCCAUCCCAUCUAUUAGCAGCACCACAGCCAAACAUUAGUUUAAAAACAGACCAGUCUCCACAGAUGGUCUAGACUAGGCUGAGCAUAGCCAAGCAGGCCAUAACAGCUUUGAAGGAGUACGCCAAGAGCUAAAGGUAGGUCUGCUGUAGGGAGUGACGCACACAAAGGUUAGCCUUGUGGGUUACGAGUUUGGAACAUUGGGAUAUGCUAAAGUGUAUCUGUCCUAUAGGAUUUAGUCUUACUUGACACUUGUGUGCGCGUUGAAACUGUUUUUGGUCAUUUAUGGGGGUAAAGUUUAAUGGUUUUAGUCAAAAUGAACUUUUAACGCUAAGAUAAAAAAUUUAUAGCAUUUUCUAUUAAUUGGAAUGGAUAGGUUCAUUUGGGCUGGAAAGAUGUUAGCACAUUCUCUUUGAGCUUGGAUUGUUUUGGGUUUUCUGUGCUGCCAAUAUCUUAUAAGUAUCUCUACAAAUCAUAGAUGAUCCGGAUAAAAUUACCAAACAACUCUAAACCUUAUGUUUCACACAUGAGUCAUUACUUGUAAAAAUUCCUUAGCCUUUACUAAAAGAAUAUCUCGGCAAUCAAGAAAGUGCUUCUUUAUCUUGGAGAAACAUGAAUUAUCUUCCUUGCACCAAUAAGGAAAAAAAUCACUUCUAUCAAAUCUAUUCUUG